CCGCCGCAGGCCCAGCCCUGAGAGGGGGGCCCCGCCGCCGCCGCCGCUGCUGCCACCCGCGCGCGCCACUCCAGGGACCGUCCCCGCGCGGCUCCGGGCCACCAUGGCGCGCCGGGCUGUCCUCGCGCUGCUGCUGGUCAGCCUGCUGGGCUUGCUGGUGUCCUCCGAAAACGGAGAUUUUGAUUUGUCAGACGCCGUUCUUGAGGAUGAUAAGAAACCGACUCCUCCACCCCCCAAAAAACCCGGUGCCGACGAUGACUUCAAUUUGGAAGAUGCCCUUGGGGGUGGAGGAAGCAAUGACCCUGCGCCACCCGCCCCACCCAAGCCACGACCUCCUCCAAACCCCAACCAGCCUGGAUCAUCUGGUGGAUUUUCAGAUUCCGACCUCGUUGAUGGGGAUUCAGGUGGAGCAGGUGGUGGAGGCGGCGGUGGCCAUGGAGGCCAGGGUCACGGCAGCGGGGAGCAAGCCGACUCCCCCGGGGUGGUCCCCGGCAUCGUGGGGGCCGUCGUGGUCGCUGUGGCCGGAGCCAUCUCUAGCUUUAUUGCCUACCAGAAAAAGAAGUUGUGUUUCAAAGAGAAUGCCGAGCAAGGGGACGUCAACAUGGAAAACCAUCACAGCACCAACGCCGAGCCAGCCGUUCAGCGGACUCUUCUGGAGAAAUAGAAGCUGGGCGGGAAGAGCAGCUCUGACAUCCGCAGCGGCGUUCCCAGCCUUGCCUGCUGCCCCUGUCGGAAGACGGCCCUCGGGAGGGGAGGACAGAGCCGCCCCCGGGAGCCGGCCUGUCCCGUUCACACCUCCGCUCCAGUCGGAUGCUCUGUUUUAAUUUUGACAUGUGUGCACCCGUCUCCCUGCCGGGUAGAUGAUGUGGACUGACAAUGAGUUUUGCAUCCAGAGGGGACCUGCAUUUGCCUUCUCCAUGGCCCUUAGGGGUUUCCGGUGUCAUGUGCAAAGCAGGCCACCACAAAGUCAUUCGAAUAUCGACCCCACUGAAGUUCCCCUGAGGGGAAACUCUGGGCCAUUUGCAAAGGGCAUUGAACCCGCCUGAGACCUCCCUAACAUUGACCGUUUUAUAGAGUGAGGUAAGCCUUCCGUUAGUUUCCUCCAAAUUUCUUUCAUUGGUUAGGACUUUUUUUUUUUUUUUUUUUCCACACCAGACGAAUAAAAAGAAAUUAGAAACCGAGUACUUUUUACUUAAAUGUUUCGCUCUGGGGUGACUUUUAAAGAAGGCUGUGAAGACUAGUGGGAUGGAUCCCAUGUUCCCCUUUCUGGGCUGUAGGACGAAUGAUCCACCUGAGUGCCAGCUCUUUAUUUCCAGGGUUUUCUUUCUCUGCCCUUUUCCUUUAGCUUGCCUUGUCGUAUCGGCGACAAGUAUUUCUCAGUGUUGAGAUAUUCCCCGGAAUCAGAUACUCCCCUGCAUCAGAUACUCCCCUGCGUCAGAUACUCCCUCAUAUCGGAUGCUCUCUGCAUCAGAUACUCCCCUGCAUCAGAUACUCCCCUGCAUCAGAUACUCCCCUGCAUCAGAUACUCCUCUGCAUCAGAUACUCCCCUGCAUCAGAUACUCCCCUGCAUCAGAUACUCCCUCGCAUCAGAUACUCCCCUGCAUCAGAUACUCCCCCUAAGCAGAUACUCCCCUGCGUCAGAUACUCCCUCGUAUCGGAUGCUCUCUGCAUCAGAUACUCCCCUACAACAGAUACUCCCCUGCAUCAGAUACUCCCCUGCAUCAGAUACUCCCUCGUAUCGGAUGCUCUCUGCAUCAGAUACUCCCCCUCAGCAGAUACUCCUCUGUAUUAGAUACCACCUGCAUCAGAUACUCCCCCUCAGCAGAUACUCCUCUGUAUUAGAUACCACCUGCAUCAGAUACUCCCCCUCAGCAGAUACUCCUCAGUAGAUACUCCCUCAGCAAAUACUCCUCCUCAUCAGAUACUCCUCUGUAUCAGAUACCAUCUGCAUCAGAUACUCCCCCUCAGCAGAUACUCCUCAUCAGCAGAUGUUCCUCUGGAUCAGAUACUCCCUGCAUCAGAUACUCGCCUUCAGUAGAUACUCCUUUGUGUCUGAUACUCCCUGCAUCAGAUACUCCUCCUCAUCAGAUACUCCUCUGUAUCAGAUAGUCCUCCUCAUCAGAUACUACUCCUCAUCAGAUUCUCCUCUGUAUCAGAUACUCCCUGCAUAAAAUACUCACCUUCAGCAGGUACUCCUUUGUGUCUGAUACUCUCUGUAUCAGAUACUCUCCUUCCGCAGAUACUCCUCCUCAUCAGGCACUCCUCUGUAUCAGAUACUUCUCCUCAUCAGAUACUUCUCUGUAUCAGAUACUCCCUGCAUCAGAUACUCCCCCUCAGCAGAUACUCCUCAUCAGCUACUCCUCUGUAGCAGAUACUCCCUACAUCAGAUACUCCUCCUCAGCAGAUACUCCUCUGUAUCAGAUUCUCCCCUGCAUCAGAUACUCCCCCUCCCCACACACAUCAGAUACUCCCCCUCAGAAGAUGCUCCUCCUUAUCAGAUACUCCCCUUUCGUUCUUCCACGUGAGUGAAUGCCAUGAAUUUGUGAACUGUUUUUUUUUUUUUUUUUAAUCAUCUUUCCAAAAUGUAUAACUGCUUUGAUGUGAGAGCUCAGUUUAACCGCAGGGUAGAACUGCUCUUUGGCAGAGAAUCUCCUUAGAUCCUUUCCGACAGCUUGGAAGGAACUGAAGGCAGUCUUCCUCCUUGCCAUGAGCGACGACUCCUCCACGUUUAGAAGCCUUUCCCCAUCUCGGGCGAUGCACACGCUCCAGUGCUUCCAAAAAUGCGUGCUUUUAUAGAGAAGCUUGGAAAGGGCUUUGCUUGCACUUUUGUGUUGACCUCAGAAAGUCGAGAAGCCCUGAUAUUGUAGACGGCGUGGACCUCAUCCAUAAAGUUCCCUCCGCCGAAAAAUUAGGAUGUCUUCAGUCUGCCUUGCAGCGGCGCUAACAAAAGCUCUUAGGAUAGUUACCCGCAGAAUGAGAAUACUUAAUCUUGUCACUCGUAGCGGUGUUAGGAGCUGCUGCUUGCGGGCAAAGUCAGGUUCCACGCAAGUCUCUCCCUCUUCAAAGGUGGGCUGUUAUUUCCCCACCUGUGUGGGCUGCCAGCACGGAUCUCCGGAUGUGGGGAAAGGGCUGGGAUGGAGACGUCAGCCGUCCAUUCUGGGUCUUUCGCUCUUUGAAGCUCAUCAGCCCCGCCCGUAGUUUGGCAGGUGGGCAUCGGCCGUGUCCCCCUUCUGUCGAGGCCUCCAGCCCUCCCCACACCCACAUCCGUUCACGGGUCCUUGCUUCUCUCCUUGUCUAAAAGCUCCCAGAGCUUGAGUCUCAAGAUAUCAAUGAGGACCAUUGUCGGGCUCUUUCGGUAUUUGUUGUUUUUCUGUGUUUGAGCGUGUGAAACAGGCUGAAGAAAGGAUCGAGACCCCUGGUUAUUUAUCAUUUGCAUUCAUUGUUUUGGGCAACCAACGCCUAUUGGCCUCCCUCUGGGGCCCAGGUGCAUACAGUGGAGGACACGACAUCCUGGAUUCUAGAGGGUGUAACAGACGUGUCUCUCAUCCAUCAAAUGAUGAGGUCAGUCAACUCUCAUGGGCUGAGGUCUGCCUUCUCCAGUACGACUGGGUCCUGUUGUUAACUAGCUCGGAACAUUUGGGUUAAAAAGAGGUAUCGUUCUUGGAGAACAGCCACAUUCCUCCCCAACGAAGCAUCAAGGAUUGCCUUUGAGGUCAGAUUCUGCACACCGACUUGCUUUAUAAUAAGGAGAAAAAAAUGCAUCAACCUCUUUGUAACUCUGUGAAUAACAUUGACGUGUUUGUAAGCCUUGCAAUCGUAUUAUCAGCAUAAAUGUCUCAUGAAAGAAGAGAAUAGCGAAAGAAUGGGUAUUUUUUGUAAACGUAUAUGAAAUUAUGACUCAUUCAUAAAUAAAUCUGUACAUUUAAGAAAUA
Molecule: messenger RNA, 3932 nt
Organism: Equus caballus (horse)
Lineage: Eukaryota; Metazoa; Chordata; Mammalia; Perissodactyla; Equidae
Gene: CD99
Product: CD99 molecule
Biological process (GO): positive regulation of neutrophil extravasation; T cell extravasation; homotypic cell-cell adhesion
Cellular component (GO): plasma membrane
Source: RefSeq, a predicted model, not a curated record